Molecule: messenger RNA, 1543 nt
Organism: Marchantia polymorpha subsp. ruderalis
Lineage: Eukaryota; Viridiplantae; Streptophyta; Marchantiopsida; Marchantiales; Marchantiaceae
Source: the annotation of a GenBank genome assembly
GCAAUGAUUGCGAGGGAUGCUCGCUUCUCGUCCGAGCAUUGGUUCUCGCACGGGCCUGGGACCGGGCGCGUGAGCAUGAGCGCGAGCCCUCGGCUCAGGGGCUAUGUAGUAGUGCGAGUAAGAUGUGCCACCGUAAUCCGGCCUAACCCUUCGUGGGCGGCUGCGACCUGCGCAUACUUUCCCGGUGUGCCUUUCCUUCUCGCCCCCACGCUCCCGCUCCGGCUGCAGCGCUCGUGAUCGUCGGCUAUAAAAAGCUGCGCCCUCCUCGCAAUGUGGACAUUUGCAUCGGCAAUCUUGACUCGAGCAACGGAGUCCAGGAGUUCCAGUAGAGGCAUCGGGAGAGGGAGAGAUCGAACGCCCUCGCCAAGGGGAGUGCGCUCGAGGAGGUUGAAUCGACGCACAGUCUGCCCACGCAUGCAGAUUGCGUUGUGCAGCGGAGGGGAGGCGAGGCUCGAAGGCGCCCUAGCUGGACAUGCACGACUCCGAGGAGAGUCAUAGCUGCGCUUCUCCGAGAGCCAAGAACCGCCCGCGAGCUAUUCCGAGAUUGUUGUCGGUAAUUUUCUUCUGCGUUCGAGUGCUGCUGGGAAUCUGCUGCUCGUGGGCUGUUCGGAUCAUGGACGCUGGGAAGAGUUCCAUCGAGGUCGUGCGGGAUACCGUGGCGUACCUCGCUCUCCGCAAUAAAGAAUGCUUGGUCCAGUUGAAACAAGAUGUCCAAGAAUUUGUUACCAUCGUCUUGAGUUGCGUGACUGAGACACCGCUGACGCAAAGUUUGUGAAGGAGGGCGGCCACCGUUAUCCCUUGUCGCCGAUGGACGUCCUGCUGUUCCUUCAUUCCAUUUAAGUAAGAAUCCGAUCAGAGAGAGGAAGUGAGACUCAGUGAAUGAGACAGACAGACAGACAGACAUUAUCCUAGUAUAAAGACUUAUCGACACUACUGGCACGAUAACUUCGGCUCGUUCAAUUAGCACCUCCUCGACAUGUACAUACCGUCGUAACCAGCGAUCGAUCAGUAUGCCAAGCAGCGUUUGAACCUCAGCUUACCAUUUGGAACCCACUUUGGUGAUGCAUUUACUAAAUCAGUAAGACUUUCUCAGUGUACACUCAUUCCUUUGAGCGUAUUUACUUGACCUCGAGUAUACGCCAGGUUUUGUAUCGAGUCUGACUCUCUCACUAGUGAUCAUGAACGAAGUAUCCAAGUUCAUCGCGACGAAGAUCGAUAAAAGCAUUUGACGUCUGGAAAUAUGGAGGUUAGAGAUGGUGUUUGUAAGCUAGUCUAGAGUAGACUGUAGAGGAAGGAAUGUGACUGAGUGCCAUUGAUCUUCGGGAUCACCAUGUAAAAGUCUGCAGCUUUUUCAUGGAUAUACAUGCAGCACUUGAAAUGAAAAUAAAUUCAGUUCUUCAAUAUAUAAUAGUUCAAUGUACAAAGCGCAUCUCGGCCUCUUGCAUAGAAGCCUCGGUACUAUAUCAAACAUCUCUGACCCCGAUCACUUCUGAGCAAAUUUUCAGCUUGUGCGAGAAUCUCUCGAUGGUGAUGUGGUGCUGAC